Colletes gigas is the source of this 3208-nucleotide messenger RNA. It is a transcript of the gene P5CDh1, whose product is annotated as delta-1-pyrroline-5-carboxylate dehydrogenase, mitochondrial. NCBI's taxonomy places the organism in Eukaryota, Metazoa, Arthropoda, Insecta, Hymenoptera, Colletidae. The record is from RefSeq and is a predicted model, not a curated record. Bases 172 to 1878 code for a protein of 568 amino acids. The transcript is spliced from 7 exons. Gene Ontology annotation, molecular function: L-glutamate gamma-semialdehyde dehydrogenase (NAD+) activity. Gene Ontology annotation, cellular component: mitochondrial matrix.
UGCUCGAUGGUAGCCGCGGUCGCCGUAGUUUCAUUAAUUCGGUAUCUUGAUCGGUCUUUACAGUGAUUAUUGUGAGUAAAACACACUGAUAGACCUGUAAAGCACGCGCGACGAAGGUAAAAGGUGUUCAUGUAAAAGUUAACACGGAGAAGCGAACGAAAAGGAAAAACAAUGUUGAGUCUUUGCCGUCAAGUGUUAAUAGCCAACAGUCAAAAAGUCAGUACGAGAUGUCUGGGAACGAUAGUGCCGGUACCAAAUCCUGCUGACUUUCCUCUACAAAAUGAACCUAUUCUUAGUUAUUUGAAGGGUAGUCCCGAGAGAGCAGAAUUGGAGAAGACAUUAGAUAAAAUGUCUAAUGAAUGCGAAGAAGUACCAUUGGUUAUCGGUGGUGAGGAAAUUAAAACUGAUUUAUGUAGAUAUCAAGUCAUGCCGCAUAAUCACAAAGCAAAAAUUGCAAAGUAUUACUGGGCAACACCUGAUCUAGUCAAAAAAGCAAUAGAUGUUGCUGUCAAGGCACAGCGCGAAUGGGAGAAAUGUCCAAUCGAAACGCGUUUAGAUAUUUGGUUAAGGGCAGCUGACCUUAUGGCAAAUAAAUACAGGCAACAAUUGAAUGCUGCCACCAUGCUUGGACAAAGCAAAACAGUUAUCCAAGCGGAAAUUGAUAGCGCUGCCGAAUUAAUUGAUUUCUUCAAAAUGCAUGGAUAUUUCCUUAAAGAGGCCUUAAAAUAUCAACCGAUUUCGCCUAACCCUAAAGAAACUUUAAACUCAAUGAGAUAUCGCGGAAUGGAUGGUUUUGUUGCUGCAGUAUCGCCAUUCAAUUUUACUGCCAUUGGUGGUAAUUUAAGCUAUACACCUGCCUUAAUGGGUAAUGGAGUUCUUUGGAAACCAUCGGAUACAGCUUUACUUUCUAACUGGUGGAUAUUUAAAAUAUGCAGAGAAGCUGGUGUACCACCAGGUGUAGUCAAUUUUAUUCCGUGCGAAGGUCCUGUGUUCGGUGACACUAUAACUGCUUCACCUUAUUUGUCCGCAAUUAAUUUUACUGGAUCGGUGCCGACAUUUAAUCGUCUAUGGAUACAAGUUGGUCAAAAUUUGGGAAAAUAUAAAAACUAUCCUAAAUUAAUAGGCGAAUGUGGUGGCAAAAAUUACCAUUUUGUACAUGCUAGUGCUCAUGUGGAGUCGGUUGUUAAUGGAACCAUAAGGAGUUGUUUUGAAUAUAAUGGCCAAAAGUGUUCAGCUUGCAGUAGAAUGUAUAUCCCAGAGUCUUUAUGGCCUAAGAUAAAAGAAGGUCUUUUAGCGAUUCGUGACACGCUUAAGGUUGGCGAUGUUAGAGAUUUUACUACGUUCACUGGAGCUGUCAUAGACGCUACUGCAUUUAAAAGAAUUUCUGGAUAUAUCGAGCACGCCAAAAAAUCAUCAAAUUUAGAAAUAAUUGGCGGUGGAAAAUAUGACGAUUCAAACGGAUAUUUCAUCGAGCCAACAAUAGUAGUAACAAAAGAUCCGAAAGACAAAAUAAUGACGGAAGAAAUAUUUGGACCUUUGUUGACAAUUUACGUCUAUAAAGAUUCACAGCUCGAUGAAACAAUGAAAUUAGUAGAAUCUUCAACGCCUUAUGCUUUAACUGGAUCAAUAUUUGCACAAGACGAAGCUUGGGCAAGGAAGGCGCUCGAGGAAUUAAAAUACACGGCUGGUAAUUUCUACGUGAAUGAUAAAUCGACUGGGUCCGUUGUUGGUCAGCAGCCAUUUGGUGGUAGUCGAAUGUCUGGUACAAACGACAAAGCUGGUGGUCCUCAUUAUGUCCUCCGAUGGGCGUCACCGCAAUCGGUCAAAGAAACAUUCGUCCCUUUAUGUGAACACGGAUACGAGUAUAUGAGGUCUUAGGCGUAAGUAUCAUCAACAGCAUGCAAUAAUCAAGUGAACCUGUAUAUACUGUGCAAACAGUAUCUUCUAUUACGAAUUGAGAAACGCUGAUGGCUAUAGAUGGUCGAUAAAAAUGAGGAAGUAUCUUUAUGCAUUUCCUUUCACGUGGACUCGAUUGAAUUCACGUAUAUGUGGCGUUAUUUGCAUUCACGUUGCAAGAAUCUCGCGCUUUGUAGGAAUUUAUACUAUAAAGCAAAAUGCUUAUACACAUGGUCACUCGCGAUAAAGAUAGACGAUUCACAAAAAGAAUAUUCAGCGAUUGGUAUCACGUAUUCCAAUGGUUAACUAUUUUCUUGUGUUAAUGUUCGAUCGAUUAGUUUGGCGCCAAUAUGAAGGAUACGAGCAGUUGUAAAACAGGCAUUACCUGUAAAUCAUUUUGGAAGCUCUCAGGUUAGGUGCACAUUUAGUGCAGGGUUACAGAGGACGCGGAAUUUUCUAGACAGUUUCUCAUCGUACAUUGUUACGGAACGCAGUAAGUCGCAUAUGAACGGCUACGUUUAUGCUCUAAAAUUUUACGCUCAAGUUAGUACUUGGAUGUAAAUUUAGAUCUUGUAAAAGUAGUUAAUGUGCGAUGACCAACUGCUUUAUGUUGUUUACAAAAUCCUGCGCUGUAUCGCAUCACACUGUGCUGCGGUCACCCGCGCUCAAAGUGUGUUUAGCUUUACACCGAGACUACUUUAAUAUUUUCUGCCAAUAGAUGGAAACGAUGUUACGCAAUUUGCAGCAUGUAGAGUCAAUACUUAUUAAGAUCAAUUUUCAGUACAAUAAUAUUUUAAUAUCUCAGGAAUAUAUGUGUACAUGGUCGCAGACAGAGGCAUUUCAUUUAGUCCUUGCAUUGAAACGAUGCACGAACUUUUAUUACGAUAUUAGUCAAACACGAAUAUCGUUAAUAAAUUAUAAAAGAUGAAUGAUAAACAUAACAUCUGGGGUGUAUUUGGAGAUUGUGAUGAAUGCGUACUAGUUAGAAAAACCAUCUAACUGUGUUUUUCUGACCUAACCCUUUUUAUAUUCUUACCGGAUCGUUUAUAUAUGAUCGAUGUUACGUUGUAAACGCGCAACCCAAUUCAUUUUACUGUGUAAUUUAUAAGACAAUAUGUAGAAGCGGGACGAACACAGUAAAAUGCAGAAGUUACCCUUACAUUAUGUUGGCACACCCGAUCGUCGAUCGUUCGGGCAUGUUAUUGUUGACAGUGUGAUUGAGACAGAGUCUUGCAAGUCGAACGGUGAUUACUAAUUAAAUAUACAAUAAUAUGUUAGAUGUUGUGGCUGAUGUUAUAAUGUAAUUUAUUUU